AGUAAGCUGGCAGUGUGUGAAUCAUAAAGCUUGAUUUUUAGUGUUCCUAGUUGGUUUUAUUUAAUUUUACAUACAAAAUUAGUUAGUUAGCAGUACCAUGGUGCUUGCGGAAAAAAAUAAUGAAAAUGCUCGAAAUGGUAGAAGGAGCAGGGGGCCGAGUCCAAAUGGUCACGUACAAGCGGAGUCCACGAGCGAGGAUGAAAGCAGUGUUCCGGUAGAUAAAAUCCGGGUAGGACGUGAUUAUCAAGCAGUUUGCCCUGAAUUACAACCAGAAAGCCAAAGGAAGCCCGAGCUUUUAGCAGAUAGAGCACUUCUGGUAUGGUCACCAACAGAAACUAUUCCCGAGUCAAAGUUGGAAGAUUACAUUGUAUUAGCUAAAGACAAAUAUGGAUAUAAUGGAGAACAAGCUCUUGGAAUGUUAUUUUGGCACAAACAUGAUUUGGAGAGAGCUAUGCUUGAUCUUGCAAAUUUUACACCCUUCCCAGAUGAGUGGUCUGUUGAAGAUAAAGUAUUAUUUGAACAGGCGUUUCAAUUUCAUGGAAAAAGUUUUCACAGAAUACGCCAGAUGUUGCCUGAUAAAAGUAUCGCCAGUUUGGUAAAAUAUUAUUACAGUUGGAAGAAAACAAGAUCUCGCACAAGCCUGAUGGACAAGCAGGCACGUAAACUAAACACCCCGAAAGAAGAAGGGGCUGCAUCGGAAGCCGGAUCUGAAGCUGGUUCUAACGAGGAAUCAGAUCAUGACGAUAAGAAAUGGACAAUUCAUCGUGGUAUUCGGCGUAAAAGCGGCUCUCCGACUCGUUCUGGGCCCCCCAGCGACGAGAACGCUUCUCAGGGUGAGGGUGGCGCGUGUUCUAACUGCGGAGUCAUCUGUACUGUCACUCAGGUGACUGCCAAGGGGGCCCUCUGUAACUCCUGCUACCAACACUGGAGACGAACUGGGAUGUUGAGGCCCACUUCGGGUCCGACGGGUGGCAAACGCGGUACACCCUUGGGGGCACGUCAUAAACGCAAGCCUCCCCGUGGCAUGUACAUCAACCACGACGAUCUUGCAGCCAUGGCAUCGGGAAAUACUGGUGUCGUCAUGCUUAAAGCUAUGGAUCGAGAGUUAGAUUCCCUGCAAAGACAAAUACAGCAAAACAAGCAGAAUAUCAGUUCCUUGAAGCGAAAGCACUCUGACUCUAUAGAAGACCUCCGUCCAGGAAAUGGUAAUAACUCCAAGUUCAACGGCCGUUGGACGAACGAGGAACUGUUGCUAGCCGUUCAAGGAGUGCGUAAGUAUGGGAAAGACUUCAAAACCAUCGCUGAACUAAUCGGUAACAAGACCGCGUGUCACAUUGGCACCUUCUUCGUAAAUUACCGCAAACGAUACAAUCUCGAUAGCAUCCUUAAAGAGUGGGAAAAAGACAACGGUCCCCUACCGGAAGACAAUUCAGAAAUUAAAAGUGAAAAUGACGACAACAACGACAAUGACGUUAUCUGUUUGUCACCCACUCCUGGUUCAAAGAAAGAAAUUAAAAAUGGAAAAGUGGCCCAGGUUGCGAAAUGAUGAUUUUCUGUCUUCAGUUGAGUUUGUUUUAUUAUGACUUUAUGAUCGCUAUAUUUAGUAGCGGAUUAUUUUCGUCAAGUAGAUUUGUUAUACCUGCAAUUUUUAAUAAUCUUUAGUUUUUAAAUAAAUACUUGUAUAUAUUUAUGUAUUUUUUACGUUUGUAACUUAAGGGUGUUAAAGCAGGCAUAAUCACGUUUACACAGUCUGAAUUGCCAUAGGAUGAACAUUUGCGGAGAAUUAGUAGAAAUAAUUUUCCAAACUGUUAAAAGUACACUUUAAGUUGAAAAAAAUAUUUAUUCUGAACUAAUAAGAACUACAUUAGCUAUUGUUGUGCAUGUGCAUAUUAUUUUAAGGUUUAUAUAGGAGAUACACCAACACCUACAGGCAAUAAGUGUAGAAAAAGCUUUGUACUGCUUUUUAUAGACAAAAAAGAGUAUGGCCAAUUAUUAGAAGGACGUCCCUCUAAAUCUUUUUGGGACAUACAAUUCAAACGAUGUUUUUUAUCAGUGUAGCCUUCUAGAUGUACUUGUUGAACCAGUUAUGAUGAUCAGUUGUUAAUUCAAUGGCCUACCGCGAUUUUUUUAGAAGUCAUUUUUCAGAAGGUCACCAAGGAAUUUUUCUGUAAUACUAAUUAAGGCUACAUAGCCAAAUUAUUACAAAAAAAAAUCGUGAAAGUAAUUUUCUGAAAAAAUCACUUAAAAAUACAGUAGUAGGCCAUGGAAUACAACUAGAUCAUCAUAAUUGGUACAUUUAAAAGACUACCAUGUGUUCUGAAACAGGUUUAGAGUGAUGUCCCGGUUCUUAAUGGGCUGUACUGUGUAUGCGAUAAUCAACAAAGUUUAUCAAACAGAACUGGAUAAAGACAAAGUAUAAUACAUAUAAAUUAUUUAUAUAAUGGCACUGAUAAAUUAAAAAUAGGAGUAUGUCGUAAGGUUAGAUGUUUUAAUAGUAAUCUUAUUUAAUUCAACUUAGGCGGGACAUUUUUUUGAGUAUUGUAGAAUUUACCGAUAAAAAGGUAUGGAAGUGUGGCAGUGAACUAUAUUCCACUUUAACAUUUGUUUUUAUAUUGGAUUGUUAGAAAUAUUUUUAAUUAAAUCAAUUGUUCACAUACAGGGUGUUCCAUACGAUAGUAGUAAAUAAAUCUGAGGUUUUGAGCUAUAAUUUUAAUUUCUACUUCUAGCUGUUCAUCUUGAAUCUAAAAGAAACCCGUUCCACUGAGUUAUCUUAAGUAAAAUGUUAGUUUGUAGAUAUUCUAUAUUACAUACAAAGAAAAUAUUCGGGAAGUUACUUCUCUACUGUAUAUAUUUAUCCCACUUUCUUAUAGAGAAUGGCUUGUAUAUCCAAACAAUGAAAAUUCCUCGCAUGUAAUUUUAAAUAUUAAGCAGACUUAUCGAUCGAACCCACAUUUGCAGGAAUUAGAAAGGGUCGAUAUUUAAUCAGACAUGAGUAAUAUUUUAUAAACCCGAUAUAAGAAAAAAAUGAUGUACAUAAUCAUAAUCCGAUGAAAGGGGCAUGAACUAUAUUUCGUAUAGCGACAAUUAUGUAAAUAGAUAACAAUAAGUUAGAUAAAUAAUUUUUUAUUGAAAGUUAGUAAUUUGUUUUUACUAGAUUAGGUAAAUUGCAUGCAUCGGCGUGGAUAAGUGUGUAUAAAUCUUGUAGUUUUGUAAGUUUGUCAAGGAUAAUCUGUAGCAGUUGAUUUCGUCUCUGCGGAUUCAGUCUGCGCUUCUCCAAUGAUACUUUUUACAAAUAUAUUAAUAGUUAAGAAUAUUUAUUGAUCGUAGAAUUUAUAUUUAUGUUUCACAUUUGUUUAUUUUUAUCUUAUUUUAAUUACUUUACAUAAAAACUCUUUAGUAUGUAAGGCAAAUAUGAGUAGAUUAGUUUUACUGUAUUUAAAUAAUAAUGAUUCCAUAUUUA
Molecule: messenger RNA, 3460 nt
Organism: Anoplophora glabripennis (Asian longhorned beetle)
Lineage: Eukaryota; Metazoa; Arthropoda; Insecta; Coleoptera; Cerambycidae
Product: REST corepressor 2
Exons: 8
Coding region: 98-1546 (482 amino acids)
Biological process (GO): regulation of transcription by RNA polymerase II; negative regulation of DNA-templated transcription
Cellular component (GO): transcription regulator complex; histone deacetylase complex
Molecular function (GO): transcription corepressor activity
Source: RefSeq, a predicted model, not a curated record